AUGCGUGAAGAAGCUGCAGAAAAAAACAGCAGGAGCUCUUCUAUUGUUGCGACUACCUGCGUAUCAAAUGUAGAAAUGUUUGGGUCUGGAAGAGUGCAGACUUGUUAUGCAGGUUUUCCAUGACCCACGAGGUCUGGUAUGUAGGGCAUAGCAUGACAGAUUAUGUGAGAGCUCUAUCAUUCCUAUCCUGCAUGAGAAACUGCCUCUCGAUUACGUCAAAAGUGGCCAGCUUUUGGCAAUCAUGCAACACAGAUUUUUGAAUUUGAAUGAUUCAGGUUUAGCAUGACAAGUUAGAUUCUUCCAGACCCAGACACUUUUGCAUUUGAUACUGCGUUCGCGGGUUUUUCCUGCUCUGGUUCCUGCUAUUGUCUUUUCACUACUGGUAUCAAAUGCAAAUAUGUCUGGGUCUGGGAGAUUGCGAGCUUUGUCAUGCUAGUCUGGCAUGACUCAGAACUCUGUGUUGCAUGGCCGCGAAGAGCUCCUCCUCCCUGUCAUGCAGAAACGCAGUUUGUCAUGCGGAGUACGCAACUCAGAACCAUGAAAAAAAUUUGUCAUGCUUGGCAGCGCAUCAUAGUGAGUUCACUAUUCCCUUUCUUGCAUCACAAGUUUCCAGACCCAGACAUAUUUGCAAUGCAUAACUGGCAGGCACUGCGGACAGAAUGGUUUGUCCCGAAGGUGAUCCUGUGCGCGCAUUGGGCCGCCAUGGAAACGGGAAUACGAAUCGGCUUCGAACUAAAGCAUUGCAAAUGUAACGUAACUAGUACAAAUUGCAUUACAAGUUUUCUCAGAAUUGAAAAUGGAGUUUGUAAUGCUGGUAUACCUUGGGAAGCACAUUUGUCAUGCAAGUCUGCAAUUAGUACGAGUAGGUACGAUAUUUUUGCAAUGCAUACGAAAAGUGUGGAAGGAAGGCGCUCGGUACCUACUCCGUGAUGGCGACCAGCUUCAGACGCAUGGAGAUCUCGACCUAUAUCAAAACGAAGCACCUCCCCUCCCCAUAUCGAAAUGGAAAUUUGUGAUGCUGAUUUGUGGCCACAAAUCGUCUUUGUCUUGCCUAUACUGUAUCGGCAAGACAAAAGCGGCGGAGGAAAGUGGAAUCUCGCAAGAUAUGAUGUUAACAAAAAUGUGCUCUCGACUUUGAAUUUUUCUAGUUGAAUAACAAGAAUUCUACGAACAAAAUGAUGAUUUUGAGUUGCUAAUCUGAAUGGUAUGAUGACUUUUUAGCAUGAAAAAAUUGACAACUGUACAACAUACACGCACAAAUGCAUUUUUUCGCACAGAUUAUUGCCGAUAUACGAGCGAAAACUGCCCUUUUGCCUGUUCUCUAUCUGCACUACUGCAAACUGGUUUGUGAUAUGGAACUCCUAGCCUCCUACAUAACCAAGGAACAGGCUCAGAAAAUGCCGCCGAGCACUUUCUACAAACGAAAUCAGAGUUUGUGUACGCAAGUCCAGCGUCAGACACUUCGUUUUGAUAUGGGGAGGAGGGAUUUUUCCUCAGAAUAACCUACCGUCCGGUUUCCCUAAGACUAAAUGAGAAAACGUUUUCCGUCCACGAUCACAACCAUGCCUUCUUCGCGCCCCGCCGGGGAGGAGGAGCCGCGCUGUUCACCCUCACGGAAAUUGGGGCGCCGCAGCUGCUAUCAAGUGCAAAAAUGUCUGGGUCUGGAAGAUUGCGUAGGUUUGUCAUGCAGGUUUUCCAUGACGCACGCGGUCUGGCAUGCACGGCCUAGCAUGACAGGUUCUGUGAGAUCUCUAUCAUGCCUUUCCUGCAUGAGACACUGCCUCUAAACUUGUUCGGAAGUGGACCUCUUUUGGUAAUCUAUCACGCAACACAAAUUUUUUCACGAUCCAGACAUGGAAUGACAAGUUACACUCUUCUAGACCCAGACAUAUUUGCAAUGCAUAGUUGCGAAGAUGGUUCGGCGCGGAAAUGGAAAAGGAAAGAUUCCACCGACUUGAAAAGCCCGAGGCAUAUGAAUUGCGCAAGUGUUUGGGUCUGGAACAUUAUGAGACUUUUCAUGCGCGUUCUGUAUGAGCCGUUACGUUUGUGAUGCAUGCCCUAGCAUCACAGAUUUUUUGACGGCUUCUUGAUGCCUAUUCCGCAUGACAAAUGCCCUCUCCGCGCAGCAAAAAUUGCAUUCCCUUUGCUGCUCAUGCGAUGCAAAUUUUUUUGGAAUCCAAAUGCAGCAUCACAAGUUACACCCUUCCAGACCCAGACAUAUUUGCAAUGCAUAAGGCACUGCGAAAGCUGAUCGACUACGAGCUCGCGCGGCGCGGGACCCGCAACGGACGGCAACGAUAUCAAGUGCAAAUAUCUGUGGAGGUCUGGAAGGAUGCAACUUGUGUUGGUGUCUUUGAAUUCUGUAAAAAAUCUGUAUUGCAUGACCAGCAAGAGGAGUCCAGUUUGUGCUACGCGGAGAGGACAUUUUUCAUGCGGGAUAGGCAUCAGGAAGGGUUCUAAACAUCUGUGAUGUUAGGGCAUACAUCACAGACGAGACAAUCGUGCGCCGUGCAGAAUGUGCAUCACAAACCUCGCAUCUUUCCAGGAGACCCAGUCCCAGACACAUUUGCAACGCAUAAAGGGCUGUUGCGAACGAAGAGAGUAGACGAGCAGUCGUCGCUCGACUUCCUGUAUCCUGUGCAAAAGUAUCGUACUCGUAUUGCAAUCGUGCAUUACAAAUCUUUUUCUUAAGGUGCAUCUGCAUUACAAAUUUCCUGUCUCGUGCUGAGGAUAUUUGUAAUGCAUUUAUACGAGUACGAUACUUUUGCAGUUCAUAUCCUGGUCCCUCAGGACGCACGGGUGGUGGCGCAACGAACCUCGACCUCUGACAAGGAAGCACAUCAAAAGACCUCGGCGUCGACAGCACCCUCCACCUGCUCGGUGUUUUCUUUCGGAAUCAAUUAUCAAUUCGAAUUUGAUGAUUACUACCUGUUCCGGGAAAAGUGCAAUGUUUUUUCCUUCGAUCCUUCUAUGGACCAGCGGCGGCACGCGGAAUACGUUCACCACCCCCAGCGCCAUGUGUUCGAGUUUUUGGCCCUCGGUAUCAAAAAGAAAAAAGCCCCCACCCCAUAUCAAAACGAAACUUCUGAUGCUGGAUUUGCGUACACAAAUUAGAUUUGUCUUGCAGUAGAGGACUGCAGGCCCAUAUCAUGCCAAUGCAGAGAGGUUUUGGCCUAGGCGCUUAGCAUGGGGAACGCCUAUGCUGUAUGGCCAACAGCAUGAUAAACCGCCUGCAUAAUGGGGCGGAGAUCAUGCCGUUGCUUUCUUGCAAGACAGACGCGAUUUGUGGUCACAAAUCAGCAUCGCAAAUUUUCUGAGACGCUCCUUUUCGAUAUGGGGAGGGGGGAUUUUUCCUUACCAUACGCGGCAGUCGCGACGGGUUCCACGACAAUACCAAUGCAGUGUCUACGGAGUUGGUUCUCAAAUGUUACACUCUCAACUGUUCUUGCGUGAAUUUGUCAUGCAAGAACAGCAACAGUCAAAUGGGCAAGCUUGCUGCUUUCGCAUCACAGAUUUGGCACAGAUUUAGACACUGUCUAGCCCCUUCUCGUAGAUUUGUCAUGCGAAGCAGCUUGAUCAUCUGGCGGGUUAAGGUAGUCUUGCAUGGCAAAUUCAUGUAACAGUUGAGAAUUUGUAACGUUUGAGAACGCCAUAGUGUCCACCUUGUACAAACGCCCAGAACUGCAGCCACUCGUGAUCAAGAAGGCAGGUUCUGCAGCUACUCCAGGAGACGGCAACAAGAAUAAAGGCACUAGUACAACAACUUCUUUCGUCGUUGCGCAGGACAUCUCGCGGGGGUUUGAAGAGCGCCGGGUUUCCACCUUGAUGACGCAGAAAAAGUUGGACCAUCUUAUGCAUUGCAAAAGCAUCCGAUACUCGUAUAUAAAAUGUAAAUGCAUGACAAAUCUUUUCAGCAUGAGAAACAAAAUUUGUAAUGCGGAUUUAGCUUGACAAAGAAAUUUGUAAUGCAUGGUCGCAAUGACUACGAGUACGAUACUUUUGCACAGGAUACAUCUCGACGUGCUGCGGUUUGACGUGGAGGGAGCGGAGUGGGGCGUGCUUAUGGAUUGCAAAAGUAUCGUAGUCGUAGUUGUAAUCGCGAUAAUGCAUGACAAGUUCUUCCCUGAAGGGACAUCCGCAUUACAAAUUUUCUUUCAGAUGCUGCGGAUGAAAUUUGUCAUGCAAUUUCUACUAAUACGAUGCUUUUGCAUUGCAUAGUGUUGGAUGAGGUGCAACAGACCAUCCCGAAGAUUGGAACCCUCUCCGCCGAGUUUCACUUCUUCUAUGGGGCCAGGAAUUUGACCAAGUUUUUUUCCUUGCUCUGCGAUCCGGAUCAAAUUCAAACGGCAGGCGAACCGUCACCCUGUUUUGAUCUCGGCACAUGGGUCCAUGGCGGAGGGUGCGGGUAUCCAUGUUUAGAAAUUACCGCAGCACACAGCCGGUGACAGGGGGGGCGACGUGCCGUCAAUGGCGAAUCGUGCAAAUCAUCUGCAGACGUCACUGCAGUCGUUGUCUUUAUGUUUAUUUUUUGUGCAAAUUUUUGUCAGAAUACAGUCAUGCGGUGGUCCACGUGCCAUCAAUUCAACGGCGAGAAGGUUGGCGGACCUCCAAUCAGUUUGUUCCUUCAACUAAGGAGUACCGAAAAGCUGCUUUGUAUGUUGUCAACAUGAUUUCUCACAGAAAAAACAAAAUCGAUAUACUAAAUUUGUUCCAGAAUGCAGUAGAUCAUUGUUCAGAUCAUGAU
Molecule: messenger RNA, 4744 nt
Organism: Amoebophrya sp. A120
Lineage: Eukaryota; Dinophyceae; Syndiniales; Amoebophryaceae
Source: the annotation of a GenBank genome assembly